Molecule: messenger RNA, 2568 nt
Organism: Bactrocera oleae (olive fruit fly)
Lineage: Eukaryota; Metazoa; Arthropoda; Insecta; Diptera; Tephritidae
Gene: RunxB
Product: Runt related B
Biological process (GO): regulation of DNA-templated transcription
Cellular component (GO): nucleus
Molecular function (GO): RNA polymerase II cis-regulatory region sequence-specific DNA binding; DNA-binding transcription factor activity, RNA polymerase II-specific; ATP binding
Source: RefSeq, a predicted model, not a curated record
UUGCAGCUCGCUGGCAUGAACGUGCGUGUUUCAUAAACCUCUAAUAAAUUGUGACGUGUGAAAAUUCGACAAAAUGCACAUCUCAAGUGAAGUGAGUUCCACCACGAAUCAUCAGCAGCCACCACCCGCUAGCGCCACGCCGUCGAAACGUAACGCCACCAGUGCUAAUAACAACACGAAUAACAAUAACAACAACAAUAACAAUAGUGUAAAUAACAAUAAUACGAGCGGUAGUAAUAAGAAAGUCAUUGAUACGAGCCCAUAUCUAACACCUGAGAAUCUCUUCGAGCGUACUGUCGAUGUGCUGCUGGCCGAACAUCCGGGGGAAUUGGUGAAGACCGGCUCACCGCAUGUGGUUUGCACAACGCUGCCCACGCAUUGGCGCUCGAACAAAACGCUACCAAUUGCCUUUAAAGUGCUCGCCUUGGGCGAGGUAAUGGACGGAACGAUUGUAACAAUACGAGCGGGGAAUGAUGAGAACUUUUCAGCGGAGUUGCGGAAUUGUACGGCCGUUAUGAAAAAUCAAGUGGCUAAAUUCAAUGAUUUGCGCUUCGUUGGACGCAGUGGACGUGGCAAAAGCUUCACCCUGAGCAUUGUGAUAUCGACCAAUCCCAUACAGAUCGCCACCUACAACAAAGCGAUCAAGGUGACUGUGGAUGGUCCGCGAGAGCCACGCUCCAAGGUGCGACAUCCAGGUUUUCAUCCGUUUGCCUUCGGACCGCAGCGUUUCGGACCGGGUGAUCCGUUAAUGGGUGGACUGCCUUUUAAGUUUCCAGGUUUCGCACAUCACCUCGUCGGCAUGCAUAGUCACUUACAUGCACCCGAUUGGCGGGCGUUGAGUAACCCAGCAGCUUUAGCGCGGCCGGGCUUCGCACACGGUGCAGCUUUCUUUCAUCAUCAGCAUCCCGCUUUCCAGGCGCACAACAUCGCUGGCAAUUUGGAACGGCAUGGAUUGAGGGCGCUAAACGAAACCCAUCCUCAUCUAACACAACUGCGUCAAUUAUCAACUGUUGGUACAGCACAUAGCACUACAAGCCCCGAGGGUUCGCCGACAACCACAACAAUUAAUUUGGGCACACAACCGACAUUAACCAUAUCGCCGCCUUUAACCACCACAAACAGUGAUAACGAUAACAAUAACAAUAUAGAUACGGGUUUCGAAAGCGAUAGCAUUUCGGUGACGGGUUCGUCCAAAAAGACCUCCUCUUUGCACGAAGACGACGAUGGACGUAGCACUUCACCGCCUUCGAAUAGCGGUUCGGCCAGUGGUGGUGGUGCCUUCACUUCGCUCAUACAACGAAACGAAACGCUGCGUAAGAAUGAACUUCUCAAUGGUUUCGCUUCACAAUUCUCCCCCACCGCAAAUAGUUUCAAUCCCGCUUUGGCGGCACAGCUUUUCCUACAGAGUCCGCUUUUGCCGCAACCAAGUCAAUGGCUAUAUACGCAAUUAUAUGGCAACUACAGUGAGUUUCCUUGGUUCCGAGGCACCGGUAAUGCUGUUGGCGAUGGCCUUACGCAAUCUGUACCCGGUGCGCUGGCAGCCGAAGUGCCGAGUGUAACGAAUCUUACAGCCACGGACGUAGCUAGCGAUGGUGUUGAUUUGGUAAAGCGUUGUGUAACGCUAGUCUCUCAUUCACCCGGUGUGGAGAAUGCGAAUCCGAAUGCUUCACCGCCCGUAACCUCAACGCGACACUCACCACCGCUGGUCGAGACCAUCGAUCUGGACGAUGUGAGCACCACAUCACGUACUGAACUGUGGCGUAGCGAGUUCGGUCCUAUACGUUGCCGUACACCUAGAGCGACGGAUGUGUGGCGUCCAUACUAGCGGCUGCGUAACGCCAUGGUGACGGCGUUGGGCUUAAAUGUGCUCGUAGAGCAAAAAGAUGAGACUCGCGAAGAACUCUUGCUCGACACGAAGCAGUGAUAUUGAGUUUAUUAGGGAGGGAAAUGGAGCCGUGCUGGAAAAAAAGUGAAUUCAAGGAAGUACAGUUAGUUUUCAUAUGUCAGACGGACGAAUGUUGACGAGGGGGCGAGAUUUUAAACUAAUUUCAUUUAAAAUAAAUAUGUAAUUGAAAAGGUCUAGGCAUGUACUCUCUCAGAGUAUGAAAAUGGGGGAAUAGUUUAACGUUUUAUAAAACGAAGAAAAUCACAUAUCGAAUUUAUUAAAGAAAGUAAUGUAAAAUCAAUAUAAACAAAUUAUAUUACAGUUAUUAUUAAGAACAUAAUCAAAAUUUCACUCUAACUGUUGAGUUAAGUCCUAAGUUUAAGCAUAUUUGAGUCAUGUGUAUAUGUAAAGUUUAUUAUGUUUUGUAACUGUAGUUUAGUAUGCAUACAUACACAUUUCAAGUAGUACAUACAUGUGGUAUAUGUACAGUUAUACGAUAUGAGUAUAUAUGUAAAAAUUUUAAAUUAUAUCGAUUUCAUAAGUAUGUCAUAGUGUAGUAAGCUGCUGGAUAAUCCCAGUUUGCUAUAAGCAAUAGUUUAAGAUAUUCUGUUGAUAUUUAUAAAAAAAUAAAACUCAAAAGAUCCAAUAAAUAUAUAAACUUCAAGCAAGCCCCAUUCUAAAGA